Messenger RNA from Bombina bombina (fire-bellied toad), 3716 nucleotides. RefSeq names its product hexokinase-1. Bases 197 to 2680 code for a protein of 827 amino acids. Gene Ontology annotation, molecular function: D-glucose binding; ATP binding; glucokinase activity. Lineage: Eukaryota; Metazoa; Chordata; Amphibia; Anura; Bombinatoridae. Gene Ontology annotation, biological process: glycolytic process; glucose 6-phosphate metabolic process; intracellular glucose homeostasis. Gene Ontology annotation, cellular component: mitochondrion; cytosol. The transcript is spliced from 16 exons. The record is from RefSeq and is a predicted model, not a curated record.
GGCUCUGAGCUGAGACCCUCCCGGUGUGUGACGGGGACAGAGAAAGAAUACUUGGAUCCCGGUGACAGCACAGACCGGGCACCGCACCAGCACAGACCGGGCACCGCACCAGCACAGACCGGGCACCGCACCAGCACAGACCGGGCACCGCACCACCACAGACCGGGCACCGCACCACCACAGACCGGGCACCAGGAUGAUCGCCGCACAGCUCCUGGCCUAUUACUUCACUGAGCUGAAGGAUGAUCAGGUCAAGAAGAUUGAUAAGUAUUUGUACGCCAUGCGCCUGUCAGAUGAGACCUUACUGGAUAUCAUGUCUCGGUUCAGAAAAGAAAUGGCUAAUGGAUUAUCAAGGGACACAAAUCCAACAGCAAUUGUGAAGAUGCUUCCAACAUUUGUGAGAUCAAUUCCUGAUGGGACGGAAAAGGGAGAUUUUAUUGCUCUAGACCUGGGAGGGUCUAAUUUUCGGAUCCUGAGAGUGAAGGUUUCACAUGAGAAGAAGCAGACGGUUCAGAUGGAGAGUGAGAUUUACGAUACUCCAGAGGACAUUAUACACGGAAGCGGCACCAGGCUUUUUGAUCACGUUGCUGAAUGUCUUGGAAACUUCAUGGAGAAGAAGCAGAUAAAAGACAAGAAGCUUCCAGUCGGCUUCACCUUCUCUUUCCCGUGCCAGCAAACUAAGUUAGAUGAGGGAAUAUUGCUGACAUGGACAAAGCGAUUUAAAGCGAGUGGGGUGGAGGGAGCAGAUGUGGUGAAACUACUGAACAAGGCUAUCAAGAAACGAGGGGACUAUGAUGCUGAUAUUAUGGCGGUGGUAAACGAUACUGUGGGCACCAUGAUGACCUGUGGUUUUGAUGACCAGCGGUGUGAAGUCGGGAUAAUCAUAGGUACUGGGACUAACGCCUGCUACAUGGAGGAGCUGAGACACAUUGAUCUAGUGGAAGGAGAUGAAGGACGCAUGUGUAUCAAUACGGAGUGGGGGGCGUUCGGUGAUGACGGCUUAUUGGAAGAUAUCAGAACAGAGUUUGACAGAGAAAUUGACCGAGGAUCCAUGAACCCAGGAAAGCAGCUGUUUGAAAAGAUGGUUAGUGGAAUGUACAUGGGCGAACUUGUCCGGCUUAUUCUGGUGAAAAUGGCCAAAGAAGGACUUUUGUUUGAAGGCAGAAUCACCCCAGAACUCUUGACCAGGGGGAAGUUUGAAACCAAACACGUGUCAGCCAUUGAAAAGAGUAAAGAAGGACUGAGCAAAGCCAAAGAAAUACUGACCAAGCUGGGUGUGGAGCCAUCCCAUGAAGACUGCAUUGCGGUGCAGCAUGUAUGCACAAUUGUGUCCUUCCGCUCUGCAAAUCUUAUUGCUGCUACAUUGGGAGCCAUUCUAAUCCGUCUGCGGGACAAUAAAGGGGUUCCCAGGCUACGAACCACAGUGGGCAUCGAUGGAUCCCUCUAUAAGAUGCAUCCACAAUAUUCCAGGCGACUACAUAAAACUGUGAGACGUUUGGUCCCUGACUCAGACGUCCGCUUCCUGUUGUCUGAGAGUGGAAGUGGAAAAGGAGCUGCUAUGGUGACAGCGGUGGCUUACCGGCUUGCUGAGCAGAGGAGGCAAAUGGAUGAAACCCUUGAGACGUUUAAUUUGAGUCACGAACAGUUGUUGGAGGUGAAGAAGAGGAUGCGCAUAGAGAUGGAAAAUGGGCUGAGGAAAAAGACACACGAAGUAGCAAAGGUCAAAAUGUUGCCAACAUUUGUACGAAGUACUCCGGAUGGCUCAGAAAAUGGAGAUUUUCUAGCAUUGGAUCUUGGUGGAACAAACUUCAGAGUUUUGCUUGUCAAGAUACGAAGUGGUAAAAGGAGAAUGGUGGAAAUGCACAAUAAAAUCUACGCCAUUCCUACUGAUGUUAUGCAGGGCACUGGGGAAGAGCUGUUUGAUCACAUCGUACACUGCAUAUCUGACUUCCUGGAUUACAUGGGGAUAAAAGGAGCUCGGCUUCCCCUGGGAUUCACCUUUUCAUUCCCGUGCAAGCAGACCAGUUUAGAUGCGGGCAUCCUUCUGACGUGGACCAAAGGAUUCAAGUCAACUGAUUGUGAGGGGGAAGACGUGGUGUCUCUGCUAAGAGAAGGAAUUAAGAGAAGAGAAGAGUUUGACUUGGACGUGGUCGCCAUAGUGAAUGAUACAGUUGGGACAAUGAUGACUUGUGCAUAUGAGGAUCCAAACUGUGAAAUUGGUCUUAUUGUAGGUACUGGCAGCAAUGCUUGCUACAUGGAGGAGAUGAAGAACGUAGAGAUGGUGGACGGCGACCAGGGCAGGAUGUGCGUAAACAUGGAGUGGGGCGCAUUCGGGGACAAUGGCUGCCUAGACGAUAUCCGCACGGUCUAUGAUAAAGCAGUUGAUGAAUUGUCAUUAAAUUCAGGAAAACAAAGAUACGAGAAGAUGAUCAGUGGGAUGUAUCUGGGAGAAAUUGUCCGAAAUAUUCUCAUGGACUUCACAAAAAGAGGAUUUCUGUUUAGAGGUCAGGUCUCUGAAGCACUGAAAACUAGAAGCAUCUUCGAAACCAAAUUUCUAUCACAAAUUGAGAGGUAUGUCCAGGAACGCUUGAUCUCACCUCUUGCGCUCUAUCAAUUUAGCCGUUGCUCUGUUCCACAUUUAUGUUUGUUACACAUAUCUAUAUACAGAGCCGUUACCUGACUACUAAUUGUUUAGGUUAUUACACACACACAUAUAUCUAUAUACAGAGCCGUUACCUGACUACUAAUUGUUUAGGUUAUUACACACACACAUAUAUCUAUAUACAGAGCCGUUACCUGACUACUAAUUGUUUAGGUUAUUACACACACAUAUAUCUAUAUACAGAGCCGUUACCUGACUACUAAUUGUUUAGGUUAUUACACACACACAUAUAUCUAUAUACAGAGCCGUUACCUGACUACUAAUUGUUUAGGUUAUUACACACACACACAUAUAUCUAUAUACAGAGCCGUUACCUGACUACUAAUUGUUUAGGUUAUUACACACACACAUAUAUCUAUAUACAGAGCCGUUACCUGACUACUAAUUGUUUAGGUUAUUACACACACACAUAUAUCUAUAUACAGAGCCGUUACCUGACUACUAAUUGUUUAGGUUAUUACACACACACACAUAUAUCUAUAUACAGAGCCGUUACCUGACUACUAAUUGUUUAGGUUAUUACACACACACAUAUAUCUAUAUACAGAGCCGUUACCUGACUACUAAUUGUUUAGGUUAUUACACACACACAUAUAUCUAUAUACAGAGCCGUUACCUGACUACUAAUUGUUUAGGUUAUUACACACACACAUAUAUCUAUAUACAGAGCCGUUACCUGACUACUAAUUGUUUAGGUUAUUACACACACACAUAUAUCUAUAUACAGAGCCGUUACCUGACUACUAAUUGUUUAGGUUAUUACACACACACACAUAUAUCUAUAUACAGAGCCGUUACCUGACUACUAAUUGUUUAGGUUAUUACACACACACAUAUAUCUAUAUACAGAGCCGUUACCUGACUACUAAUUGUUUAGGUUAUUACACACACAUAUAUCUAUAUACAGAGCCGUUACCUGACUACUAAUUGUUUAGGUUAUUACACACACAUAUAUCUAUAUACAGAGCCGUUACCUGACUACUAAUUGUUUAGGUUAUUACACACACACAUAUAUCUAUAUACAGAGCCGUUACCUGACUACUAAUUGUUUAGG